AUGGGCGCGUUUUCGCAGUUAGGGCUCUUGCUCUGGAAAAAUAUAAAACUCAGACAGCGAUCACCCGUUCUUACCGGAGUCCAGUUAUUAUGGCCGCUUAUUCUUUUCUCUGUCAUAGCUGUGCUCAGAAUGGGAAACCAGCCCAUAGAAAAUGGGUCAUGUAAUUAUAGCCCCAAAGCUCUGCCAAGUAGUGGAUUGAUGCCAUUUAUGCAGUCAUUCAUUUGUGAUGUUGAAAACACAUGUCAUGAUACCAUCACGACCCCUGACAACCAGGUGCCAACGUAUGCCGGGGCACAAAUAUCUGUGAUUGUGACUGAGUUGAACGAACUAUUCACUAACACGAGUCUAAUGGACGAAAUAAAAGAUUUAUCGUAUAGUAUUGAACCACUAAACGACUUAAAAGACCUAAUCAACGAUGGGAUUAAGAAUUUGACAAAUAAACAAUACAGAUUUGGUGAUUUGUUCCAUGAUGAAAAAUAUAUCAAAAAUUAUUUGGUCCGCCAGACAAACAUGACAGAAGAGACGGUCAUGGCACUGAUGAACGCUACGGUCAACGUAAACAGGAUAUUUGAGUUGAUGGGCUACACCGAUUUUAAGGGAAUCGUUUGCAACGAGACGGCCCUGGAACGAUAUCUUCAAUUCGAGGAGGGCGCUAAUGUUUCAGCUGUAGUUGAUGCGCUGUGUCAUGUGAACGAUUCUCAAAUUGCGGAGUUAGUCGAAGAAAUACAGCGACAACUCGAUAUUCGGUACAUCAUCAGCGAGUUGACCGUAUUACUGGAUUUGAUUGGCAGCUACGAUUGGGACCAGAUCUUAUCUGAUCUUGAUCGACUCCUGGAAGGACUGAACAAUACCGCGGACAUUGCACAGUUUCUAAAAGAUUUUCCCGCUAUGCUGGAAUUCAUUGACUUGAUACCGCAGCUACAGAAGUUGUACGAGGCUUUUACAUCGGGAAUUCUGGACCUGGAAACUGAAUUAUUUGAGCAUAUCAUAGAUAGCUUUGACGCACUACUUGGUAACGAUACUGUCUGGUUCAAGAUCAAAAGCGGGCUUCGUCAAAUUCGGGUUAUUCUCGAGUUGUUCAAUGAUCAAGCAGAUGAGCCUAUAGAAAAUGACGUAAUACUUGGCAAUCUUUUUGGUAAUAAUUCUGCCUUUUUUCAAAUUAUUGACGACUAUUUUGAAGAUACACCUAAUGUUUCCCUGGCGUUACUUAAUGCUAUGGUUUCUCCGGACAUGUUGAUGUUUGUAAUAAAGUCUCGGUCAGUAGAUCGCGCAGUUUGGAUGCUAUGCAAUGACAGUCUUUCUGACAUCUUCACUUUUACCGAUGGUGUGGAUGAGGAGUACGUCCAGAACGCUCUGUGUAGCGGCAACGUGACACAGCUCAUGACAGAUCUACUGCAAAAUUUGGACAUGGCACAGUUAGUAAGAGAGUUGACACAGUACAACCCUAGUCCCGGUGGGAUGUUUGACAUUGAUUGGAAUCAACUCUAUGAUGAAGUCAAAACCAUGAUUGAUGGACUACAAUACAUUCCAAUGGAUAUGUUGGAUAAGCUACCUGAGUUUCUACAAAGUCUGUCCGACCUCAAUCUUGGCUCAUGGAACGACUUGGCACAAGGACUAAGAAACACAAAUGCAACAUAUGCAGGAAGGCUGCACAAUAUCUCAGGCAUCAUCCAGGAUAUGUUUCCAAUAGAUCCAGCGAUGUUUGAAUUAUUAAACAUACUGGUCCCAAUUCUCGAGAACCCAAACAUUACUCUUGAAGAGAAGCUAGAUACAGUUUCGAAGGUUGCAAUUGGUCUGUUUGCAGAUCAGAUGCAAAAUUCAUCAUUUUUGCUACCCAUGCAGAAAGGUCUCAUCUUGCAAAAUCUAAUGUAUGACAUGAUACUGACAUUUACUGAGAAAUUUGUAGGGGAGAGAUGGUGCCCGGAAACCUGGAUAAUGGAAGGAGCAUCUUGUUACAAAACGGUUCAAAAUGAGGCUACAUUGAUGGAAGCAAUAGAUCAAUGCCAACUUCUGUAUGCAGGGGCCAAUCUCGUGUCGGUGAAUGAUGAGUAUGAGCAAAAAAUGUUAGAAGAAAUUGGGAAACCAUACUCUACCUGGAUCGGCGCACGGCCGUACCCCGGGGGAGCAGCCUGGUUGGACGGAACAAACUCCAGUUACUCAAACUGGAUGACGGGUGACCACAGUGGUAACUGUGUAGUCGCGAACUUUGGUACUGAUGGUUUCUGGGAAAAGAAGAAUUGCACUUCAAAGGCUGAAGGGUUUCUAUGUGAAGCAAAACAAGGACCACCAAUCCUGCGAGGCAUCAGGGAGAACCCCUUUGUUGAGCUGUUAUAUACAAUACUUGACCUUGGACCAGAAGUUUCGAUUGCUAUUUUGGACGCCUUCAGCUCGUCGUCGCUCAUUGAGCAAAUGUCAAUGCCUGGUUUCUGGAAUUCUACUGGCCUCUUCUGUGAUGAUGUGAUUCAGUAUCCAGAAACUGUGAAUAUUACAGUGGUCAAAGAAGCUCUCUGUUCAUUUAAUAUUCAUGAAAUGGUACAACGUGUCAGCGAGGAGUGGGACUUCUGGCAGGAGCUGGAGAUGUACAUUGAAGUAUGGAACACCAAAAUCACAGACCUGACUCCGGAACAAUUACAAUAUGCAAAUUUAUCCGCCAUUUUCCUGAAGGCAGAUCUUGUGCAAGCACACAUUGAAGAAAUCACUAUGAAUCCCACAGAUUGGGAGGCUUUGUUCUGGAAUAUUUUCAGUGACGUCAACAUGGAUUCAAUGGAGGCCAUAAUAGCACAGUAUUCUUGGCAACAACCAGCAUCUAUGGAGGAAGGAAUUGGCAUGAUGAUGUAUGGAUUGGGUUCUGUAUUAGAAUCAACUGACCAGUGGGCGAUGUACGAACCAUUUUUUCUCUACUCCUAUUAUGAAAUGCAAAUACUUCUCAAACAAAAUGAGUGGAUUGAAGCAUUAUCAAGAGGAGAAAUUGUCACAGAGGAACCGCAUAUGAUGAAACUUAUGGAGGGAGUGAUAGGGUUAAUGGAACAGCCGCAGGAUGUGAUGAUACCUUUAAUGACUGUUAUGUCAGACCAACAGUUUAUUAAUACAUUGGUUGGUCAGGAAGACUGGCAAGCAACGUUCUGUGACCCUGUUCUACGGCAAGAUACAUUUCAAUUUCCAACAUCUGCUGACCUUUCAUACUUUGACCUCUACCUAUGCGAGAUUAACGUCACUAUUCUUGAAUAUGAAUAUUCAAAAGAAUUUUAUGUUCAAGAAAUCUAUGAACAGAGUAUCAAGAUCGAACAAGUAUUGGCGGGAGGCUACCCUGCACCAAGCGGAGAACCGUUUGAUUGGCAAACUUAUUUUGAGUCGAUGGAGAAAUAUUACGAAUCCCAAAUGAGGAUGCAGAGCAUCAUGAUGGACAUGAUAGCGUACUAUAACCUCUCCGUUGUCAUGGAAACUUGGACGCCGAUGUAUGAGAAUGUUGAAUAUACAGCAAAUACAACUUUAUUUGAAAUGAUUGGAAAUAUCGGCAAAAUGAUGAAUUCAUCAUUCGGUGGAUCUGCGAUGUAUCCAGCUGCUUUUGCUCAACAGAUGAGGACACAGACCUUGUUUUUGAAAGCUUUAAACCGCCACUUUGAAAUUAUGGAAGGCAUAGCAAACGGUGAGGAUGUCUUGAAUGGCACUGAGAUAACAAAAUUCUACACUGGACUUGUAGAAGCCAGAGAUAAUUUUCCAGCUGUUCUUGAGGCCACCAUUAAAUCGUUGGUUAAUCCUGAAAUGAUGCUUGCACAAACUGAACUCAUGGCAGCUGGCAAUGAUUGGGUCACUGCCACAGUUUUCUCCAUCUGCCAAGCUGUGGAUUACUCCAAUGACGAUAUCACUAUGUUCACGGACAUCUUUUGCAAAGUAAAUUGGACUCUGUUAAUAGAAGACAUGAAGAAGGAAAUGUACCUUAAUGAGUUCAUUACCAUGUUUGCGCCUCACCCACUGACAAACUUUACAUAUGGAUGGAAUAGUACAGUGUCAAAUUACAGCGUAAUUAUGCCAGAAUUGACUACCAUUGAUUGGGAAGAGUACUGGUACAACCAAGAAAAACUGAAUGAAAACAUAAACAACACUAUUAAUAAUAUAAUCCAGCAGAUGUCACAGUACAAUACAUCGUUUGACAAUAUGUGGUCAGGAAUGUGGGACUAUGAUUUCAUGAAUGAUCCCUGGCAGAUAAUGUUUGGAAAUAUCAGCAAAAUGAUGCAGUCAGCUUUUGGUGGGUCUGCGAUGUAUCCAGCAGCUUUUGCUCAACAGAUGAAAACACAGACCUUGUUUUUGAAAGCUUUAAACCGCCACUUUGAAAUUAUGGAAGGCAUAGCAAAUGGUGAGGACGUCUUGAACGGCACAGAGAUAACAAAAUUCUACACUGGGCUGGUAGAAGCUAUGGAGAAUUUCCCAGCCAUGUUGGAGGCCACCAUUAAAUCAUUGAAUGAUCCUGAAAUGAUGCUUACACAAACUGAACUCAUGGCAGCUGGCAAUGAUUGGAUCACUGCCACAGUAUUCUCCAUCUGCCAAGCUGUGGAUUACUCCAAUGACGAUAUCACAAUGUUCAGGGACGUCUUUUGCAAAGUAAAUUGGACUCUGUUAAUAGAAGACAUGAAGAAGGAAAUGUACCUUAAUGAGUUCAUUACCAUGGUCAGUGGCAGCAUUAUUAUUUAUUUGGGAGAGGGAGGGGGGAGGGGGGGUGUUUAUGGUAACACAUCGUCUCCUGAUGCCGUUUUUAUCCCAUACAUUUUGGCUUUCUGUGGAGGCUUUUAGCAGGCAGAAAAUCUGUUCGAAUACCACAAAGUGUUGAAUGUACGCAUAUGAUCAACAUUUUCACUAGAAUACUUGUAGUGUAAUCUGUGAGAUUAAAUUUCUUCUUCU
Messenger RNA from Saccoglossus kowalevskii, 4896 nucleotides. RefSeq lists its product as uncharacterized. Gene Ontology annotation, molecular function: ABC-type transporter activity; ATP binding; lipid carrier activity. Gene Ontology annotation, cellular component: intracellular membrane-bounded organelle; membrane. NCBI's taxonomy places the organism in Eukaryota, Metazoa, Hemichordata, Enteropneusta, Harrimaniidae. Gene Ontology annotation, biological process: transmembrane transport; lipid transport. The record is from RefSeq and is a predicted model, not a curated record.